Rodentolepis nana is the source of this 285-nucleotide messenger RNA. The record is from the annotation of a GenBank genome assembly. Lineage: Eukaryota; Metazoa; Platyhelminthes; Cestoda; Cyclophyllidea; Hymenolepididae.
AUGUGCAACGAACUUAAAGCUCGAACAAAUGAGAAACAGUAUACAGUGGCACACUCCGACAUUGCCGAUUGGCCACGAGUAGAAGCCGUUGCUGAGUUAAGACUACGUACCGGACAAGAUGACAUGUCAGAGCACCUUCAAAGAUUAGGCGAAAUCACUCAAUCAACGUGCAUCCUACGUAAACUACAAGAGGAAAUUGGGAUGACCCACCUAAUUCGAUGUCCAGCUAAAAAGAAAAAGACGAAAACGGCUAGAUACUGCGUAGAGAGAAGGCAACGAAUGUAA